This is a messenger RNA of Caenorhabditis elegans, 860 nucleotides long. The record is from the annotation of a RefSeq genome assembly. NCBI's taxonomy places the organism in Eukaryota, Metazoa, Nematoda, Chromadorea, Rhabditida, Rhabditidae.
UAAAAGGCAUGGAUUUUUUUUUUGUUUGAUUUAAUUUCCCGCUCAUUUUCCUCCAACAAAUUAUCAACUCACUUGAAAUCACUGAACAUAUUAAAUGCACGAAUACAUGUACAAAUAAUAAUUGUGUGAAAGUUGUUGGAAUCAUACAUACGAGCUCUAAUAAUCACCGUAAAACAUUUUAUAUCACUCCUGGAUGUUUGAACUUUACGACAAGAGAUUACCUACUUCAUUUUGUGGAUGUAUUUAACAAACCAAAUAUCGAUGUGUUUUAUCAUUCUGAAAAUGGGGAUUUGAAUGAUGAUAACUUGCUAAAAGACAUUCCGAUUCGAAAUUUCAUGUGCAAUAAUUUCAAGAAACCAGAGAAAAUCCUGCAACAUGCUUCAAACAGCACUAAAAGUUUGUGGAUUUCCACACAGCUCCCAAUGUGUUCUUCAGCUCAUCAAAUUCUGACUAAGAACUUUGAAAAGUUAGCUGCUUGCCUCCCAAUUUUUGAUCUCAAUAGCCUAUUGAGCAUGACCACCCCCAUUAUUGAAAUACGAUCAACCAAACGAAUCAGAGAGAAAGAUCUGAACUUGUUCCUGAAGCAUAGGAUGUAUGGGGUUUCCAACUGCCUUCUGAAGUAUUUCAAGAUAAGAGCUAAAGACUAUGAGAUUAACCUGAACGGAGAAGCUAUUGGUAAAGGUAUUUGGUGUCAGAAACAGGCUGAAUCUCAAAGAAGAAUCUGCAAGUUUGAGGAUCCAGUGAGCGGCGAUCCACGAAUAACGCUAGUUUACGGUGGCUAUAAUAUUCAGAGAAACGACGGAGUUCGAGCGACGUUUAAUUAUUCAUCGGGUUCUUUUUAUUUGAUAGUUUGGGACUGA